AUGUCACCAGUCGCAUCUCCAAUCGAGCAGAAUGGUUUGUCCACCGACGAAAUUCAGCUUCGCGCACAGGGCCAUGUCGGUGAACUACCGCGUCAAUUUGGGGCCUUUGCUACGCUCUCCCUCGCCUUUAGCAUCACAAACUCUUGGAUCGGUUACUCUGCAGUUUUCGCCUACCCAUUGUUCGCGGGAGGUGGCCCGACCGUUUUCUUUGGCCUUAUCGUCGCGACCAUAGCCUGCUGCUUCAUCACCGCCGGGCUGGCGGAACUAGCAUCAGCAUUUCCCUCAAGCGGUGGCCAAUAUCACUUCGCCUUUAUGGUCUCCUCGUCCGAGUAUCGAUCGGCUGUGGCAUUCACGGUCGGCUGGCUGAGUGUCAUCGCUUGGUGUUUGACAGCCGCUUCGGCGGCCAUUUUCUGUGCACAGGUCGUCACGAACAUCGCUUCUUUUCUCCAUCCCGAAUACGUAUGGACACAGUGGCAGGUGUAUCUUAUCUACGUCCUCCUCUGCAUUGUUGCUGUCGUUAUUGUCGUUUGGCUGCCUCGCCAGAUUCCCAAAUUGGAAGUCGUCUUCUUUCUUUCGUCCAUAGUUGGAUUUGUCGUCUUCACCAUCACCGUCUUGUCAAGAAGCAAGCAGAAGCAGAGCAGUUCCAAAGUAUUCACCGAUUGGUAUAAUCAGACUGGAUGGGGCGACGGCACAGCUUUUCUACUGGCUGUAGGAACCUGCAUGUACACCUAUCUGGCAGUGGAUUCAGUUACGCACGUGGCGGAAGAAAUGCCCAAUCCAGGGAAAAGGGUUCCUCAAGCGAUGUGCUUGACCAUGCUUAUUGGAAUGAUCACCGCCUUCACAUGGACCAUCGCCUUUAUGUUCUCCUCCAGUGAUUUGGAUGAAGUGUCCGUGUCAGCCUUGCCAAUAUUGACGGUCUACCAUCAAGCCUUGGGAUCUGAAGCCGGCGCAGCAUUUUUCGCUGCCUGGCUCCUGUUUGCCUAUUACGGCGCUACCAUCAGUUGCUUCGUCUCUGCCGGCCGCCAGACGUGGGCGUUUGCAAGAGACAACGGAUUGCCUUACAGCAAAAUCUUCGCAGAAACGCAUCCGAACUUACAGGUGCCUGCAAAUGCGACCUACGCUACGCUUGUCUUCUGCAUCCUCUACGGGCUUAUCUAUAUCGGAUCCACCACUGCAUUCAACAGUUUCAUCAGCCUGUCCAUCUUGGGGCUGAACGUCACCUAUGCGAUUCCUCAGGCAGUGGUGCUGCUUCGUGGCCGCGACAAGUGUCUGCCAAACCGCCAAUUUGACCUAGGACCCAUCUUCGGGCCGUUCUGCAAUGCCUUUUCUGUACUCUGGAUGACUCUUUUCGCAGUCUUGUUCUGCUUCCCCGUAUUUUUACCUGUCACGGCGCAAAAUAUGAACUACCUGAGUGUUGUGCUCGUUGGCGUCUGCUUGGUCAUUCUUGCCCUCUGGUGGGGUGGGAAAAGAAAGUCCUUCACAGGGCCGCAUGUUGAUAUCGCGGGGUUGGAGGUGCUGUCUGCAGUCAAUACGUCCGAGCCCGAGACUGCAGAGAAACCCUUGUAA
Molecule: messenger RNA, 1566 nt
Organism: Exophiala bonariae
Lineage: Eukaryota; Fungi; Ascomycota; Eurotiomycetes; Chaetothyriales; Herpotrichiellaceae
Exons: 4
Coding region: 1-1566 (521 amino acids)
Biological process (GO): transmembrane transport
Cellular component (GO): membrane
Molecular function (GO): transmembrane transporter activity
Source: RefSeq, a predicted model, not a curated record